AGUGCGUCAUUUGCCGGUUUUGAAAAUUGUUUCAAUAUUAAUGUCAAUACCUUGCUAUCGAUUGUUCGUCCUAACAACAGUUUAACAUGUUUUCUUUAUUACAGUAUUUCCAAGGUUCUCGCUUUCCCUCAAACACGUUUGCCUCUUCGUUCUGGUGUUACAAACAUCGUCGCUUGUCCUCACGAUGCGUUACUCAAGAACUACCCAUAAAGAGGGAGACCCAAUGUACAUCGCCUCUACUGCAGUAGUCUUCGCGGAAAUUUUCAAGAUCCUGGCAUGUGUGUUGAUAACUUUUCAUAGAUCUCAGUACAGAUGGUCUGUCUUUGUGAGAAGUUUACGGGAAGAGAUUUUCGAUAAACCUUGGGAGACAUUAAAGCUAGCAGUACCUUCUGGAUUGUACACUGUUCAAAAUAACCUUCUGUAUGUCGCGCUUUCAAAUUUGGAUGCUGCCACGUAUCAGGUUACUUAUCAACUCAAGAUUUUAACAACAGCAUUAUUCUCAGUUUGUAUGCUACAUAAAAAGUUAGGCAUGCUGAAGUGGGUUUCUCUGCUCCUUCUUAUGUUUGGGGUGACUCUAGUUCAGUGGCAUCCAGAUGCUGUCAAAGAGACUGCAUCAAAAGAACGUUCUGCAUCAGAACAGUUUAUUGGUCUUGUAGCUGUUCUCACAGCUUGUUGUUCCAGUGGGUUUGCUGGUGUCUACUUUGAGAAGAUUUUAAAAGGAUCCAAGGCCACCAUAUGGAUGAGAAAUAUCCAGUUAGGAUCUUUUGGUAUAAUAUUUGGCUUGAUUGCUGUGUAUGUAAAUGAUGGAAGUGCUGUACAAAGUCAAGGUUUUCUUCAAGGUUACAACAGAAUCACAUGGAUAGUUAUUGCACUUCAGGCCUUUGGUGGCUUAGUGGUGGCUGCGGUUGUGAAGUAUGCAGACAAUAUUUUAAAGGGCUUUGCUACAUCAGUAUCAAUAAUUGUGUCGUCACUCGUGUCAUUUUAUUUCCUUGGAGACUUCCAGCCAACAAAUUUCUUUUUUCUUGGUACGUGUGGAGUUUUAGCAGCCACAUUUCUGUACGGUAUGCCUGAGAGGACAACGUCACAGCAAGCACCACUAAAACCUGUGUAGUCAAAAACGCGAUCAAGUAAUCAGUUUGCUUCAGUAGAGAUGUGAUUUUAUUUGGCAGUACAUAGCAGUACAUGGAUUUAUGGGUGAAUUAAGUAGGGACAAGAGCGUGGGGAGUGUUUUUGUUUGCUCCCAGAAUUACGUCUGCAUACUUGUGUUAACACUGUUUCCAAAAAAUUGUUUAUAAAGUUACGCAAACAUCGUUCAUUUUUUACGAAGCGUUAUUAAGGGAAGGUUGCGAGGGUGUCCGCUUGAUAGAGUAUUUGCUGUCUGUAUUCGGGCUAGGGCAAGAAGGCCAUUUGGUCUCUUGCGUUUUCGUUCGCGUCACGAACGACGGUUGCGUCACGCUUGAAGCACUUGGAAGAAAAGGAGGGGCUGUUUGAUCUCAAACGCUUAACGCCCCCUCAGAUAAUGACCCAUUUUACGCGCCCCAAAACGCUCUUCGAAAAUGAUCCUCCCCAGCUUUAACUGCCCAAAAAUACCCCCUACACCAAACCGGGUGUAAGUGUUGGCUCUCCUCCAAAAUAAGCUCCUGAAAUACUUUUUAUCGAUGAAUAAUCUUAGAGCUCAUUACCGACAUUUUACUAUAGUAUGUACAUAACUUAUUAGAAGAAAGCUUAGGUACUGUUCAUAUUUUGUGGGAGUAUGGUUUUGGUUUGUAUAGGCGUGAAUUUUAACUCUCUCGACAAUAGAAGGAAACUUGCCCAUUAGUGGGUUAUUAUCAAAAUUUAUGUGUACAUGUAUCGCAGGAAAAUCUUCAAUUCUCUUCAUUUGUUGUUGAACAACAUGCAACAAAUGUUGGAAUACCACGCGUCUUAUUAACUCCCAUGGUGGUUUAUAACGUUAUUUUAAUAUUUUAACGACUUGGGUGGCAUUAUGUGUGUAACAUAUUAAAAUUGAAAAGCUUUUACGGUCUUAUUUAUUUCUUAAUUUAUUGUUUCAAAUUAUGAAUUACUUAUGGCACUGAUAACAAUAUUGAUAAUAUUAAAAACAGUAUAUUUAUAUUAUAUUGGUAUUGUUAAAUUUUAAGUUACGUUAACAUUGUAAGUAGAGUAGGCAUUUUUUUUUUUUCGUAUCUAAUGUAAUGUUAUUGCAAUAAAU
Molecule: messenger RNA, 2209 nt
Organism: Orbicella faveolata
Lineage: Eukaryota; Metazoa; Cnidaria; Anthozoa; Scleractinia; Merulinidae
Product: UDP-N-acetylglucosamine transporter-like
Biological process (GO): pyrimidine nucleotide-sugar transmembrane transport
Cellular component (GO): Golgi membrane
Molecular function (GO): pyrimidine nucleotide-sugar transmembrane transporter activity
Source: RefSeq, a predicted model, not a curated record